Cryptomeria japonica (Japanese cedar) is the source of this 1098-nucleotide messenger RNA. RefSeq names its product coatomer subunit zeta-1. The record is from RefSeq and is a predicted model, not a curated record. Bases 283 to 819 code for a protein of 178 amino acids. The transcript is spliced from 6 exons. Gene Ontology annotation, biological process: retrograde vesicle-mediated transport, Golgi to endoplasmic reticulum; intra-Golgi vesicle-mediated transport; intracellular protein transport. Gene Ontology annotation, cellular component: COPI vesicle coat. Lineage: Eukaryota; Viridiplantae; Streptophyta; Pinopsida; Cupressales; Cupressaceae.
AACAAGCUAUCAAAUUCCAGGUUUAUUACAACAUUAAAGGUUCUAUUUCCAUGCUGCUGUUUGUUCAAGGAAAUAGCUGUUAGAUGACAUUUUUUACAUUCAAAUUUUACUUCUGAAUGCCGUUCUCAUUAAUCGUCGGGCUGAAUCGACUGUAUUGAGCUUGGUGCUGGUAGGCUUGAAAUCCGCAGCUGUCAUUGGAAGCGGCGGUGGAAUUAAACCUUUGCAGCGAAGUUCACUGCAUUGUGCGAAAGAAGAGCAUUAGAAAGUUCAUCAAUAAUCAGUAUGGAGGAGUCCUGCCCAGUUGUUAAGAACAUUUUGCUACUGGAUUCAGAAGGCAAACGAGUAGCAGUGAAGUAUUAUACUGAUGAUUGGGACACCCUUGCUAGCAAGUUAGCAUUUGAGAAGUCAAUUUUCACAAAAACUCAGCGAUCCAAUGCUCGUUCAGAAGCGGAAAUUGGAAUGUUUGAUGGCUACAUCGUUGUAUACAAGUUCAUAUCAGAUUUGCACUUCUUUGUCACUGGGGGUGAAAAUGAAAAUGAGCUCAUUUUGGCAACAGUUCUUCAAGGUUUUUUUGAUGCAGUUUCUACUUUGCUCAGAAACAAUGUUGAAAAGAGGACAGCUCUGGAGAAUUUAGACCUCAUUCUUCUCUGUAUUGAUGAGAUGGUGGAUGAAGGAAUUAUCUUGGAAACCGAACCAACCUCAGUUACUGGGAGGGUUUCAAUGAGGGGUUCCGAAAUAGAUGCACCACUGGCAGAGCAGACUAUAUCUCAAGCAUUUGCCAUGGCAAGGGAGCAUUUAGCAAGAUCACUUCUGAACUAGAAACCUGCGGAGCUAUUCUAUAAUUGAAAUUUCAUUUUUCACUUUCUUGAGAAUUGUUUAGUACUUUUGGAUGAUGCACGUGUUAUGAUAGUGUUCAAGUUUGGUAGUUUUAAAAGAAUUUUGAGGAACAAGAUUACAUGAUUAUUGUAAGAAAACAAUGCGUUUCUAACUUCCUGGUAUACAAGUUGAGAUUGAUGCAAUCAAUGUUUUCUGUCUCUGGGUAAACAUUCAUAGAAGAAUAAUGGGGAUCAUUUGGUUGAUGAAUCAAAUUUGAACGUA